AAUUUUGUUAUUUUCUGCUAUAGUUUCCUAAAGCCAAAGGUGACUUAGAUUGAACAUUAUUAGAGUUAAGUCUGUAGAUUCUUGUGGGUGUAUGUUGUGCUCAACAUGGUAAUUCAGCGUAUGUCAGAUUUAGUUUGGAUUGGUCAAGGAAUAUUGAAGAUAAAGAAAGCUCAACUGAGAUUGGCUUGCUCUAAGUGGGAGCAUUUCUGCAACAACAGUGGGAUGAUGCAAUCAAUUUUCCAUAGAUUUUACCAGGAUGAUAACAUGACCGAAACAGCUGAUUCUUCAAUUGACCGAUCAGAAAAGUGUCAGCAAGAGGUUGAAAACGAAUCAUACGAUCCAAUUUCUGUGAAGUCUAAUAAUAUUACCGGAACUGUCAAUCAAAAACGAGACUAUAGUACAUCUUCGUUAUGCAGAAGAAAAUAUUCACACAGACUAUUUGCAUCAUCUUCAAACUUAUUCCAACCUUAUAAACAGUUUCACUCACAUGCUAUUUUAAACUAUGCAAUAACACCUGAGGACCUGGCAAAAGUUGCUACUGUAGCUAAAAAUAAGACAUUUGAUGAUAUUCCAAAGCAUAAAGCAAAUGUUACUGGAAAUGAAGCCUACUUUAAACAACAACUCAGUAGUCGGUCAAGAGAAACGCGUGUGCCAGCAACUAGGAUUGGCAGAGUAGCUUCAUUUGGUGGUCUUGCGGCUGGUUUGAUGGUUGGGACAGUGUCAGAGCUAGCAAAAAAGACACUAGGUGUUGUUGAAUCUGGAAAAAUUGACAAAAAUUCUUCUGACAGUCUACUGAAGACAAGUUCUUUGAUGAGUGAUGCAAAUUUGGAAAGAAUUGUAAACACUCUUUGCAGAGUUCGUGGUGCUGCUCUUAAACUUGGACAAAUGCUUAGCAUUCAAGAUGAAAGUAUCGUUGAUCCAAGAUUACUUGAAGUAUUUGAAAGGGUACGACAGAGUGCAGAUUUCAUGCCAGCAUCACAAAUGAAGCAAGUACUUGUUCAAGAACUUGGGAAGGAUUGGCAAGACAAGCUUGCUCAUUUUGAGGAAAAACCAUUUGCAGCUGCUUCCAUUGGGCAGGUUCACAGGGCAGUAUUGCAUGAUGGUAGAGAAGUUGCAAUGAAAAUACAAUAUCCCGGUGUCGCAAACAGCAUUAACAGCGAUAUAAAUAACCUUGUAACACUAUUGAAAGUCUGGAACCUUUUUCCUGAAAAAUUUUUCAUCGAUAAAUUCAUCUCUGUUGCACGAGAAGAAUUAGCACUUGAAUGUGAUUAUUUGAGGGAAGCAGAAUAUUCACAAAAGUUUCGGAAAUUACUGAGUGAUGAUGAAAGAUAUCAUGUGCCUGAAAUCAUACCAGAGUUAAGUACUAAACAAGUAAUAACCACCACCAUGAUAUCUGGUGUUCCGUUAGAUCAAGUUGCUAAUAUGGAUCAAGAUACGAGAAAUUUUGUUGCAAGUGCAAUGCUCAAUCUACUAAUGAGAGAAAUAUUUGGAUUCCGUAUGAUGCAAACUGAUCCGAAUUGGUCAAAUUUCUUUUAUGAUCCAGAGAAAAAGAAGAUCCAUUUACUUGAUUUCGGAGCUAGUCGAGAAUAUUCUGACAAGUUUGUUGAUGAAUAUAUUGAGGUAGUACGAGCUGCAUCAUUAGGUGAUAGAAACACUGUCUUAGAAAAAUCAAGAAAUUUAAAAUUUUUAACAGGAUACGAAUCAAAGGUUAUGGAGGAUGCUCACAUUGACGCAGUAAUGAUACUUGGUGAGCCUUUUGCAAAAGAUGGAGAAUUUGAUUUCACCACUCAAGACACAACUCGUCGCAUAGUUAGCCUAGUGCCAACUAUGAUGGAGCAUAGACUCACUGCACCACCAGAAGAAAGCUACUCUUUACAUCGCAAACUUUCUGGCGGUUUCUUGAUUGCGUCAAAAUUGAAAAGCAAAUUUGAAUGCAAACAUAUAUUUGAUAGGUUAUAUGAUGCAUAUCAUGACCAAAAAGCAAAGAUUGUUGGAUGAAAACAGAAAUUGGACUGUGUAGUUUGACUUUCUCAUUCUUGCCAAAAACUAUUAUUUUCAUAUUAUAAAGAUUACUGAAUCAAGCAAUUUUUAGUAGUUUGGGGAUGAAAAAAAUCUAGAUGAAUUUUCGCAAGAAUAUGCUAAAAAAUAUGUAUAAUGUUUCAAUAUACAAAAGUUCGCUUUUGUUCAAGAUUUGAGUAUGUCUUGUAAUUUAUAUGCAGAUUCGUUGAAUAUUGGGAAUGAGGCAUUUCAGUGUAAUGUAUCAGUACUGACAAUUAACGAAUUUAUAUUUGUACUUCUUCACACUGUGGAAUUGUGUGAUAGUGAAUACACACGCUCUUCAUGUAUGUUGUUGGAAUUUAUAUAGCAAUUACACACGUAUGGUAAAAGAUCAUGAAA
This is a messenger RNA of Styela clava, 2397 nucleotides long. RefSeq names its product atypical kinase COQ8B, mitochondrial-like. The record is from RefSeq and is a predicted model, not a curated record. Gene Ontology annotation, biological process: ubiquinone biosynthetic process. NCBI's taxonomy places the organism in Eukaryota, Metazoa, Chordata, Ascidiacea, Stolidobranchia, Styelidae.